This is a messenger RNA of Coniophora puteana RWD-64-598 SS2, 4232 nucleotides long. Its product is annotated as PLC-like phosphodiesterase. The transcript has 14 exons. Gene Ontology annotation, molecular function: phosphatidylinositol-4,5-bisphosphate phospholipase C activity; calcium ion binding. The coding region runs from base 28 to 3066 and encodes 1012 amino acids. The record is from RefSeq and is a predicted model, not a curated record. Lineage: Eukaryota; Fungi; Basidiomycota; Agaricomycetes; Boletales; Coniophoraceae. Gene Ontology annotation, biological process: lipid metabolic process; phosphatidylinositol-mediated signaling.
CCCGCCUCCCCCUCUCAUUGCAUCCCCAUGGCCCAGAUACGACAGGACGAGCAACAACUCACGGUCAUGCAGAAGGCGUCCAUGGCCGAUGUCGCCGUACCACCACUGCUGCAGCAGGGUGUGCCGAUGACAAAGGUUUCUGCCACGAAACAGAAGACGUACCUCUUCAAGUUGGACCCUGAUAUCGGUCAGAUCGUGUGGGAGUCGAAGAAGCAUAGAAUCAUUCCAAUCGAGAACAUCAAAGAGCUCCGGUUCGGUGCCGAGGCGCGGUACUACAGGCAGCAGUUCCAGCUUGCCGAGCAGUACGAAGAUCGGUGGAUUACCAUUGUGUACACCCUCGACGCGGAGUACAAGACCCUCCACCUGAUCGCGUCAACAUUCGAUGUUUUCCAAAUGUGGCAUCUCACCCUUCGCAAACUCUAUGCGAUACGUCAAGAGCUUAUGAGCGGCCCGGGGAACGUCGAGAUGCGCGAGGCUUUGUGGGAGAAGCAGUGUUGGAAGGGCGGGGAGAGCCAGGAGCAGCUUAGCUUCGACGAGGUCGAGAAGCUCUGCCGAAGGUUGAACAUCAACUCGUCUGCGGACGACCUUUUGACGUUCUUUGUGAAAGCAGACUCUCGCAAGCGCGGUUAUCUCGACUUUAGCGAUUUCCAGCAUUUCGUCCAGCUCUUGAAGGCCCGACCCGAGGUCGAAGCUCUCUACAAACGGCUUGCCUCUGCCAUGAAUGGACUCUUUACCUUUGAUAUCUUCCAGUCGUUCAUGCGAAACAGCCAAAAGAGUAAGCUCUCCGACAACGAGCUACGUCAGAUCUUCAUCAAGUACGCCUCGAGGGCAGACAGCCAGACGCCUGCUCAAGCACACGCGGCAGCUAGCUCCACAUCAACGCUACCGAUCCCUGCCCAGACGACACCCGCUCCGGAGCGCUCAUCUACGGAACCAUCCUUGCAAGCUGUAUCCGGAUCAACGUCGUCCACUCAGGCUGCCCCUGCCUCAUCCUCUGCACCGGGUCUAUCGUCAUCUAAGCCCUCUGCAUCAGCUCCAACGGCUCCAGCUCCGCCUUCCCCAGCGCCUCAACAUAAGGCUUCCACCAUCCCGGCGCCGUCUACAGUCCCUUCAUCCUCCUCAACAUCUGGCCCUAAUUCAGCUUCGGUACCGUCUGGCGCCUCUUCUUCGGACGCACCAGCUACAUUACCACCUGCCUCUUCCGUACCUGAAGUCGACGGCUCUGAUGUGCUCACGCUAAAGGGAUUCACCUCCUUCCUCAUGUCUGUCGACAACGCCGCUUUCUCAGACCAGCUGUCGAAGGUCUACCAGGACAUGACACGGCCGUUCUCGGAGUACCUAGUCUCCUCGUCACACAACACCUAUCUUGUCGGGAACCAACUCGUCGGCGUAAGUACCAUCGAGGGGUAUAUCCGCGCCUUGCUGCAUAGCUGCCGGAGCGUCGAAAUCGACGUCUACGAUGGCGACAACGAGCCGCAGAUCUUCCACGGCAAGACGCUCACGUCCAAGGUCGGGCUCCGCGAGGUGUGCGAGGCGAUCAAAAAGUACGCGUUCGUUACUUCGCCGUACCCGAUCAUCAUCUCCGCCGAGGUGCACUGCUCGCUGCCCCAGCAGGACAAGAUGGCGGCGAUCAUGCGGGAUGUGUUUGGCGAUACGCUCGUGACAGCUCCCGUGGAGGGGAGGCCGAAGAUCGAGCAGCUGCCGAGUCCGGAGGAUCUGAAAGGGAGGAUAUUGUUGAAGACAAAGGGCGCGUUUCCGUCCGAGAAUGAGGCCGCUAUCCAAGUCCAAGCGGUCGAAGUGGACUCCUCUUCCACGGAGACAUCGGCGUCAGAUUCGGAUAUGAUCCACGAGCUCCGGGACGAACUCAAGACCGAGUGGAAGAAAGCUCGUGACAAGGACCACGAGGCAAUGAAAGAGCUCAAGGACGAGCUCCGAAAAGCACGCGGCAUGUUCAACCGCGUACGCGGGAAGAACAACAACUCUAUCUCGGCGCUCGUUGGGACAGGCGUAGCAGCCGCAGCGCCAGGUUCUCAAAGAGCCGGGCAAAUCCACCGUCGGCUCUCGUCGAGCUCUUCGUCGUCCUCGGCGGCAUCUGAAAAGCCACCCAAGCCGAAGAUCUCACUCGAGAUUACGGCCCUGUUGGUGUAUACCGUCGGUGUGAAGUGCCGGGGGUUGAACAAGAAGGAGCACUACGAGCCGGCGCACAUGUUCUCGCUUUCUGAAAGCACGGCGAACAAGAUGGUGAAGAGCGGCUCGGGGCACGAUCUUGUGAAGCACUGCAAGGGGCACGCCGUGAGGGUGUAUCCGAAGGGCACGCGGCUGAAGUCGACCAACUACGAGCCCCACCGGUUCUGGGCUACUGGGUGCCAGCUCGUUGCCAUCAACUGGCAAACAUUUGACAUGGGCUACAUGAUCAACCACGCCAUGUUCCAGCGCAACGGACGAGCGGGCUACGUGCUCAAGCCUCCAGCUUUGAGGUCGGCCGACAAGGAGCAACUGGCCCAGCGCACUAAACGCGUCCUAGAAGUCACUAUUAUCUCAGCCCAACAGCUUCCUCGCCGACGCGACUCCUCCGGACGCGAGGUGACAGACAAGGACAAAGGCCGCAUCGACCCCUACGUUGAAGUAUCCGUGCACGUCCCCGAGUGGGCGCACACCUCCGUCAAAUCAUCCUCGUCGUCAUCCUCGUCCGUGAAAACGCCAUCGAAGCUGGCGGCGGCGUCGGAUUCGUCGCUAGGUCUCGACAAGCUUGACAAGGUCGCGAGCGUGGGGCAGCAGCUGAAUACGGUGCGCACGAGCGUCGUCAAGAACAACGGGUUUAACCCGCUCUGGAACGAGGUGCUGCGUGUGCCGUUCGAGGUUGUCGGCGGGAUGGAGGACCUCGUCUUUGUCAAGUUUGCGGUCAAGUCGGAGAGGGGGGAGGAUAACGACGACCAUGUCGCUCUGUAUUGCGUCAGUCUUGGGAGCCUCGAGCAGGGGUACCGUCAUCUCCCGCUGCACGAUGCUCAGCUCUCACAGUUCUUGUUCUCAACACUGUUCGUUCAUAUCAAUGUGCGCGACGCCUAGAAGCAACGCGCGGAGAUAUCCAUACCCACUCCAUUUGGUCGGAAAUGCAUUACUUUGUAGGAUUUCGCAUUCGCAUUCAUCGCAUGCACGGAACGGAAAGCAACUUGUACAUUUGGUGUUUCAUUAGUAUCUAUUACAUGAGAACAAAGGGGAAGCUUGGUUUGCAUAUACAAUGUUUUACUAGGAGAUCAAUACAUGGGAAAUAGACGGGAUGCGAUAUAGCGACAGCAGACACGAAAGCAAUAACGAUAGCAAGAACAGAGAGGUGAUGUGAUGACUAGACUUCAGAGCGUGCAGCAAUUACUGUGGAGGCGGAGUGGGAGGGCCAAAGAGACCCGCUCGAGGCGCAGGAGACCCGGCCUCCGGAGGCGGAAUACCGGGCAAGGGACCCAGCAUCGGAUCCGGUCGCCACUGCAUCCACGCGGGCGUCUGCGGUGCAGGCGCGUGCAUGUGCGGCGGCAUCGGCGCGGGUGGAUGCGCCGGCGAGGGCCUGUGUGAGGGGGCGGGAGACUGCGGUCGUGGGGCUGGGAGGGCUCGUUGUCUGCGUCCGCCUGCUUUGUGCACGGUGCGCCAGGCGGGGCGAGCGACGACGGGGGGUUCGUCGUCGGAUUGGGUGCCGGCGUGGGAGGAGGGGGGCGGUGGGGCUUCGAUGGAUGGUGGGGAUGGGGUGCUGGUGUAAGAUGAUCGCCAGUCGCCGUGGCCGUAGUCGCCGCUCGACCCGUGUCUCGAUUUCAUGGCCAUGAGUUCUGCGAUCUCGUACUGCAGCUGCCUGCGUUCAUCUCGUAGUUGUCCGACCUCCGCAAGCAGGACGCGCAUCUCACCCGCAAGUGCUUUGCUAAAGUCGUUGAUAUACUUGGGUGCCGCCCCGUUAUACGGGCCUGUCCUUUGAUUCUGGUUCGACAUACUUGCGAAUAAGGGCCUUUGUGGGUAUCAGGAGAGGGUAUCGUCAACAGCUUGUGAGCUGCGCAGUUCAAGUUGACUUUAGACCCGGGCCCUAGAUGGCAGUGGGUGUGAAGAUAAUGAACAAAACGUGCUCCGUGGCGGUGGGCGGAGGGAAACCAGACACGAGGUGCGGCGAAUCAGCAGAUAGCAGAGUCAAGUGACGAUAGCCAACUUCUGUGCGAAUUAACACCUCUAAGAAAGUAGCGGGAGGAACCUUGAGCAGG